AUGUCGUGGGAUCUACUCCAGCGCCUUAUCCAGAGUGAUGUCUUCAACCAGAACCCCUUUCUCUCUGUUUCCUAUCUAUCUCGAUAUGCAGACCAUGUCGGAAUCCACUAUGUUUUGUGCUCAAAGCUCCGCCAAUUUCCCUACGAGGAUAUCGAGUUCUUCUUACCUCAACUAUGCCACCUUAUAAUAAGUGUCGACAAUGACUCUAUGGCAUUGGAGGAGUUUCUGUUAGACCUAUGCGAAGAAUCCGUAACUGCUGCUCUACUGACGUUUUGGCUCUUCCAAACUUACCUUCACGAUCUCGCUUCGACGCCGCAGGCUCAGGCCUUUAAAACCUGCCGGAGAGUUUACAACAAAGUACAACAUAUUGUGUUUGGACACUCGGAUAGCGCAAGACAUGAGAAGAUUAAAGAGAACAUUUUACCUGUUACAGUACUUGCAAGUUUUGUCUUGGCCAGUAUCGGCCUCCCAACCCUUCCACAAUGGGCGGGCCCAUUAGCUGUUGCGCAGGCGAGGAGGUCGCAACCAUCUACCAAUGUCAUAUCGGAAACGAGCCUACAGGGUCAGUCAAACCAGCCAAGCCAGAUGUCCAAGGUUACCAGGAGUCAGACUGUCACCGGAAACACAACUAGAUCACGCCGACCUCGUGAUUUAGCCCGAGUAGGAAAUGCGUCCGAUUCUAAACAAGCCACAUCAUCACCGAGAAGACCACCUCAUAUUGUCACUCAUAUAUCUGCGAGUCCUGAAAGGAGCGAAGAUGCCGCGGCCGAAUCGCGAAAACCAACCUACGUCGACAGCAUGUUGUUGGACGCUCGCUUAAGUUCGUCUUCUCUUCCUCUUCCUGAAGUGAGGUCGCCAAGGAUGAUAACGCGACCGAUCACCCCACUCUCCGCUGGCCUUCCACGACCAACAGACACAAUCUCGCGCAGGCAUUCCCAUCAUAUAAAGACCCUUGCGAGUCUAGCAGAGAUGACCGAGAUUCAGAAAGCCAGGUUACUCAGACAGAACUAUUUCCAUUGCCAAACCGCAUUUCUGACAGCAUUGGAGGACAUAUCCAAUCGGCUAGUUAUAGUGCCAAAGCCGGCCCGCCUUAGUGCUUUGCGCGCCGAACUCGCACUAAUUGCUAGAGACUUACCAGCUGAGCUGGAUAUACCCAUCAUAUGCCCGCCUACUUUGGUAGAUGGCUCACCUGCAAAGAGUCGCCAUCACCGUAUCGUCAGGGUCAACCCUGCCGAAGCCACCGUUCUAAAUAGUGCCGAAAAGGUGCCAUAUUUACUCAUGAUUGAGAUCCUUCGCGAUGACUUUACUUUCGAUCCUAGCUCCGGGGAGAACCAGAGACUACUUAGCAACCUUGUGGCUGAGCAAGGUACUCGUAAGCGACUCUUCGAUUUAUCAGAUGCGCCGGGAACGCCUGCUACUGAACGGGUGUCUGAACCUGUGUUGGAGAAUAUAGAUAGCGUCUUCGAACCAACAUCGGGGGACUUGGGAACAUCACCGAUGCUAAAGCCCUUCGAUGAUAAUGGGUCCUUUGGUAAAAGAAACGGGAAACAACCCAGCCCUCGAAAGAGCGUGUCUAAUGGCAUAGCAAGCGCGUCUACGACUGACCUAACCCCAUCGCGCACGUCGGCAGCGUCAACGUCGAGGUCAAGCAGUCCUGGUCCAAUGAGGAGAGUAACAUUACCGAGCCAACGCAAUACGUCUACUGAGCAGCCCGAUUUCUCGGCUCUGGCAACACAUAUGAGGACAGCAUCACAAAUGUUAGCCCAGCUUGAUGCUACAAGUGGUAAACGCCCGCGGCAAGAAGUCGCAGCCAUUAGGUCGAAGAUUAUUGCAAGCAUGCAGAGCCUCGAAGAACAAAGUUUUGACCUUGAUGAUGGCCAAGGUCCUACGUUUGAUUUGAUCAUGGCAAAAGCAAGCGCUGCAGCCCAGGCUUCGGAAAGUAAUGACUUAGACGAAGAUAUUGACCCAACAAGCGACCCGAAUGCCGGUGCCGCUCGAAUGGAAAACGACGCAAUGACAGGAGGAGUGCAGAGAACAGGUGACCGUGACGAUCCUAGUGCCGCAGUAUUUGGGGAGGCGUGGCACAUGAAAAAGGAGCGGAUACGAAAAACGUCACCGUACGGAUGGAUGAAAAAUUGGGAUUUGGUCAGUGUUAUCGUCAAAACAGGAGACGAUCUUCGACAAGAAGCGUUUGCGUGUCAGCUCAUUCAGGUCUGCGAUAAGAUUUGGGUCGAAGCUGGCGUACCUGUCUGGGUGAAACUCAUGCGAAUCUUAGUCACUGGAGAGUCUUCGGGGCUUGUCGAAACAAUUACGAACGGCGUCUCUCUGCAUUCACUUAAGCGAAGUCUGACUUUAGCAUCGAUCGAGUCUGGCGUUAAUCCUCGACGUCGCCUUGCCACGCUAAAGGACCACUGGGUUAAAACGUUUGGCAAGCCCGGGAGCGAGCCCUAUAAAGCCGCUGUGGAUGCGUUUAAGCGUUCCCUUGCAGCAUACAGCAUUAUCUCAUAUAUUCUACAGUUGAAAGAUCGACACAAUGGCAAUGUGCUCAUUGACAAUGAAGGGCAUAUCAUCCACAUCGAUUUUGGAUUCAUGCUCUCGAACUCGCCCGGCUCUGUUGGAUUUGAAGCAGCUCCGUUCAAAUUGACUUGGGAAUAUGUGGAUGUGUUGGGUGGAGUUGAUUCUCCGGAUUUUGAAGAUUUUAAGACGUUAUGCAAGCAAGCUUUCCAAGCUCUACGUCGGUGUGCAGACAAUAUUGUCGAUUUGGUGAGAAUGAUGGGACUAGACUCGAAAAUGCCCUGUUAUGCAGCCGGGGUCACGCAAGCAACGGCAACGUUAAAGCAACGCUUCCAGCUACAUCUAAGCGCCGAUGAAGCCGAAAAUUUCGUGGAGACCGAUCUCAUUACGAAGUCCCUAGGUAGCUACUACACACGACUUUAUGACACUUUCCAAUACCGCACCCAGGGUAUAUAUUAG
Molecule: messenger RNA, 2973 nt
Organism: Daldinia childiae
Lineage: Eukaryota; Fungi; Ascomycota; Sordariomycetes; Xylariales; Hypoxylaceae
Product: Phosphatidylinositol 4-kinase PIK1
Exons: 5
Coding region: 1-2973 (990 amino acids)
Biological process (GO): phosphatidylinositol-mediated signaling; phosphatidylinositol phosphate biosynthetic process
Cellular component (GO): cytoplasm; membrane
Molecular function (GO): 1-phosphatidylinositol 4-kinase activity
Source: RefSeq, a predicted model, not a curated record